Molecule: messenger RNA, 2139 nt
Organism: Arabidopsis thaliana (thale cress)
Lineage: Eukaryota; Viridiplantae; Streptophyta; Magnoliopsida; Brassicales; Brassicaceae
Gene: ASA1
Product: anthranilate synthase alpha subunit 1
Exons: 8
Coding region: 100-1974 (624 amino acids)
Biological process (GO): L-tryptophan biosynthetic process
Cellular component (GO): chloroplast
Molecular function (GO): anthranilate synthase activity
Source: RefSeq, marked reviewed
AAUAAUCACUAAUCAAAUUUACUCAUUUAGCCGUCACCUCUGAAUCUUCUUCUCCGAUCUUCAAACAUUCCGGCCGCCACCGAGUUCUUAGCCGUUACAAUGUCUUCCUCUAUGAACGUAGCGACGAUGCAAGCACUGACUUUCUCUCGCCGGCUUCUCCCUUCUGUUGCUUCUCGUUAUCUCUCUUCUUCUUCUGUGACCGUUACUGGAUACUCCGGUAGAAGCUCGGCUUACGCGCCUUCUUUCCGUUCGAUUAAAUGCGUCUCUGUUUCUCCGGAAGCUUCAAUAGUAAGUGAUACAAAGAAGUUGGCAGAUGCUUCUAAGAGUACAAACCUUAUACCAAUUUACCGCUGUAUAUUCUCUGAUCAGCUUACUCCUGUUCUUGCUUACCGUUGUUUGGUCAAAGAAGAUGACCGUGAAGCUCCUAGCUUUCUUUUCGAGUCCGUUGAGCCUGGUUCUCAGAUGUCUAGCGUUGGUCGUUAUAGCGUUGUUGGGGCUCAGCCUGCGAUGGAGAUCGUGGCAAAGGAGAAUAAAGUUAUUGUAAUGGAUCACAACAAUGAAACCAUGACUGAGGAAUUCGUCGAAGAUCCAAUGGAGAUCCCAAGAAAAAUCUCUGAGAAAUGGAACCCUGAUCCUCAACUAGUUCAGGACCUUCCAGAUGCGUUUUGUGGUGGGUGGGUUGGUUUUUUCUCGUACGACACUGUUCGUUAUGUUGAGAAGAGGAAAUUGCCAUUUUCAAAGGCCCCUGAGGAUGAUAGGAACUUGCCAGACAUGCAUCUUGGUCUGUACGACGAUGUAGUUGUAUUUGAUCACGUGGAAAAGAAAGCAUAUGUCAUUCACUGGAUUAGACUAGAUGGGAGCCUUCCUUACGAAAAGGCAUACAGUAAUGGAAUGCAACAUUUGGAGAACUUGGUGGCCAAGUUACAUGAUAUUGAGCCGCCAAAACUGGCUGCAGGUAACGUGAAUCUUCAGACACGACAAUUUGGGCCAUCUUUGGAUAAUUCAAACGUGACAUGCGAAGAGUACAAGGAGGCUGUGGUCAAGGCCAAAGAACAUAUACUUGCAGGAGACAUAUUUCAGAUCGUGCUGAGUCAACGUUUUGAGCGGCGAACAUUUGCAGACCCCUUUGAAGUUUAUAGAGCACUAAGAGUUGUGAAUCCAAGUCCGUAUAUGGGUUAUUUGCAGGUUGGUGAUGGAGAGAACAUUUCUCAACAACUUUGCAUUUUGUACUUGUGGAUAAACCAUCAAUGCUGUUUUCGUUCUGUUAUUCAGGCUAGAGGAUGCAUUUUGGUAGCAUCAAGUCCAGAAAUUCUCACCAAAGUAAAGCAGAACAAGAUAGUGAAUCGGCCAUUGGCAGGAACCAGCAAGAGAGGGAAGAAUGAAGUUGAGGAUAAGAGAUUAGAAAAGGAACUGCUAGAGAAUGAAAAGCAAUGUGCUGAGCACAUCAUGUUGGUUGAUCUCGGUCGCAACGAUGUUGGAAAGGUUACGAAAUACGGAUCAGUGAAAGUAGAGAAGCUUAUGAACAUCGAACGUUAUUCCCAUGUUAUGCAUAUAAGCUCCACGGUGACAGGAGAAUUACAAGAUGGUUUGACUUGCUGGGACGUACUACGUGCGGCUUUACCAGUGGGAACAGUUAGUGGUGCACCAAAGGUCAAAGCUAUGGAACUAAUCGAUGAGCUAGAGCCAACGAGGCGUGGACCAUACAGUGGCGGUUUUGGUGGAGUCUCCUUCACUGGUGACAUGGACAUUGCUUUAUCCCUUAGGACAAUCGUUUUUCCGACAGCAUGUCAAUACAAUACAAUGUACUCUUACAAGGAUGCUAACAAACGGCGUGAGUGGGUGGCUUAUCUUCAAGCUGGAGCUGGUGUAGUAGCUGAUAGUGACCCGCAAGACGAACACUGUGAGUGCCAGAACAAAGCCGCUGGUCUUGCUCGAGCCAUCGACUUGGCUGAAUCUGCAUUUGUGAAAAAAUGAUUGUGCCCAAGAACAGAGGCUGGCUUUCUUUGAACUCCGAGUUCAUGUGUAUAAAACAGUUACAAGCAGAACAAAGUUUUUUCUUUUUCUUGAUUUUGUGAGAAUUGCAAUUAGACUCCAUUAAUGAAGCUCUGAAAAAUGUUACAAUAGAAACCAUGGUCAAUA